Molecule: messenger RNA, 3516 nt
Organism: Bombina bombina (fire-bellied toad)
Lineage: Eukaryota; Metazoa; Chordata; Amphibia; Anura; Bombinatoridae
Product: AP-2 complex subunit alpha-2
Exons: 23
Coding region: 443-3415 (990 amino acids)
Biological process (GO): clathrin-dependent endocytosis; intracellular protein transport
Cellular component (GO): AP-2 adaptor complex; membrane coat
Molecular function (GO): clathrin-cargo adaptor activity
Source: RefSeq, a predicted model, not a curated record
CGCACUGAUCUGUCGCCGCAGCCCGCGCACGAGUCUCCCAUCCCUCCUUUUGCAAUAGCAGCUGCCCGAGCCCCUUUACUUCACUUGUAACAGUUGUUUUCCAUAUUUCUCGUCAUUACACACAGUUUAGCCUCACGCCCUUGCUUUUGCCUUUCACAGCUGACCUUUCUCACUCUCUCACGUGCGCGUGCUUGACAUCUAGCUGUCUCCGAGUCCCACGUCUGUGCGCGUCCUCGCCUCAUUCCAGCGCGCUCCCUCAGGUUGGCAGUGGAGGAGUUAGAGGAGGGGGGGAGACCGUAGUCGCCCGGGUUAGGAGAGAGGAGAUAGCGGAGAAAUAGUCCCAGCUGCACGGAUCAGCCGGUGAUUGCUAGGAGGCCGCCGGGCGCGGUGUCUCAGGAUUUCGGCUGCUCCCCGGGCUUUGCCCCCCUCGGUAUAAGGGAAGAUGCCGGCAGUAUCCAAGGGGGACGGGAUGCGGGGCCUGGCCGUGUUCAUAUCGGACAUCAGAAAUUGUAAAAGCAAAGAAGCUGAGAUAAAGAGGAUUAACAAAGAGCUGGCCAACAUUCGCUCUAAAUUUAAAGGAGACAAAGCUUUGGACGGUUACAGCAAGAAGAAAUAUGUCUGCAAGCUGCUAUUUAUCUUCCUGCUUGGCCAUGAUAUUGACUUUGGUCAUAUGGAGGCGGUGAAUCUGCUGAGCUCCAACAAGUACACAGAGAAGCAAAUUGGUUAUCUCUUUAUUUCUGUUCUGGUGAACUCAAACAGUGAACUAAUUCGGCUAAUUAACAACGCCAUCAAGAAUGACCUAUCCAGCCGCAAUCCUACGUUUAUGAACCUGGCCCUUCACUGCAUUGCUAAUGUGGGCAGCAGAGAGAUGGCAGAGGCUUUUGCUGGAGAGAUCCCAAGAGUUCUGGUUGCCGGGGACACAAUGGACAGUGUUAAACAGAGUGCCGCCCUCUGCCUGCUGCGUCUGUACCGCACCUCUCCGGACCUCAUGCUUACUACUGAGUGGACAUCUCGAGUGGUGCACCUUCUUAAUGACCAACACCUGGGUGUGGUCACAGCUGCAAGCAGUCUUAUCACUACAUUGGCACAGAAGAACCCAGAAGAGUUUAAAACAUCUGUAUCAUUGGCUGUGUCCAGACUGAGCAGGAUCGUCACCUCGGCUUCUACAGACUUGCAAGAUUACACGUACUACUUUGUUCCCGCUCCCUGGCUGUCCGUGAAGCUAUUAAGGCUGUUGCAGUGUUAUCCUCCCCCAGAGGACCCUGCAGUCCGUGGCCGACUGACUGAGUGCUUAGAGACUAUCCUAAACAAGGCACAGGAACCCCCCAAAUCCAAAAAAGUGCAGCAUUCCAACGCUAAAAAUGCUGUGCUGUUUGAGGCCAUCAGUCUUAUCAUUUACCACGACAGUGAACCCAACCUGCUGGUCAGAGCUUGCAACCAACUGGGCCAGUUCCUACAGCAUCGGGAGACCAACCUCCGUUACCUGGCGCUGGAGAGCAUGUGCACAUUAGCCAGCUCCGAGUUCUCACAUGAAGCUGUCAAAACGCAUAUUGAAACGGUCAUUAAUGCACUGAAGACAGAAAGGGACGUGAGUGUCAGACAGCGGGCGGUGGAUCUUCUGUACGCUAUGUGUGACCGGAGCAACGCUCAGCAGAUUGUAGCAGAAAUGUUGAAUUACCUGGAAACAGCAGAUUAUGCCAUCCGGGAGGAGAUUGUGCUAAAAGUAGCAAUUCUUGCAGAGAAGUAUGCUGUGGAUUACACCUGGUAUGUAGACACUAUCUUAAACCUCAUCCGAGUUGCAGGCGACUAUGUCAGCGAGGAGGUCUGGUACCGCGUCAUCCAGAUAGUUAUUAACAGGGAUGAUGUUCAGGGUUAUGCAGCUAAGACCGUCUUUGAGGCUCUUCAGGCUCCUGCAUGUCAUGAAAAUCUGGUGAAGGUCGGAGGGUACAUCUUGGGCGAGUUUGGGAACCUCAUUGCUGGUGAUCCUCGAUCCAGUCCAUUAAUUCAGUUUAACUUGCUGCACUCCAAGUUUCACUUGUGCAGUGUGCCGACCCGGGCACUACUCCUCUCGGCCUACAUAAAGUUCAUCAAUUUAUUCCCCGAAAUCAAACCCACUAUCCAAGAUGUGCUACGGAGCGACAGUCAGCUCAGGAAUGCGGAUGUCGAGUUACAGCAGCGAGCCGUAGAAUACUUGCGCCUUAGCUCUAUUGCCAGCAAUGAUAUCCUGGCCACCGUCCUGGAGGAGAUGCCACCAUUCCCUGAGCGAGAGUCCUCUAUUUUAGCCAAGCUGAAGAAGAAAAAGGGUCCAAGCACAGUGACCGAUCUAGAAGAUACCAAGAAGGAGAAGAGUACGUCUGAUGUGAAUGGGGGCACUGAGCCCGCCCCUGUCAGCACAGCGCAAGGUCUUCCAUCUCCACCAAAUGUCUUUGGAAGCCUAUCCAGAUGUGUGAUGCGCCCCCGUCCAUGCUCUCUUCUGGUUCCUACCCCAGUCAGUAAUCAACUGUCCCUUACUGAGAUUAACCAGUCUGUAGUAGGACUGCCGACCUAUCAGUCCACCCCCUCCCCGUCUGCUGACCUGUUAGGCCUGGGGGCACCUUCCGGUUCUAGCCCUGCUGCACCUGCCUCCUCGUCUGCCGGUAGCCUGCUUGUUGAUGUCUUUGCUGAUCCUAGUCAACCCGUUGCUGCUGUUUCUACAAGUACAGAUGAGAACUUCCCAAGGUUUAUUUGUAAGAAUAAUGGGGUCCUUUUUGAGAACCAACUUCUCCAAAUUGGGUUGAAAUCGGAGUUUCGGCAAAAUCUUGGCCGGACGUUUAUCUUCUACGGAAACAAGAUGUCUGCUCAAUUUCAGAAUUUCACUCCAACUUUAAUCUGCUCAGAAGAGCUAAGUGCUAGCCUCAAUCUGCAGUCCAAGACGGUAGAGUCCACCAUAGACGGAGGUGCUCAGUUGCAGCAGGUGGUGAACAUUGAAUGCGUCCAGGAAUUUGUGGAAGCUCCUGUUCUAAACAUUCAGUUCAGGUAUGGAGGAGCAGUCCAAAACGUUUCAGUGAAGCUGCCCAUCACUCUAAACAAGUUCUUUCAACCCACAGACAUGGAGGCUCAGGACUUCUUUCAGCGCUGGAAGCAGCUUAGCAGCCCAAACCAAGAGGUGCAAAAUAUUUUUAAGGCUAAACUUCCUAUGGAUACAGAGAUCACAAAGGCUAAGAUCAUUGGAUUUGGCCCUGCUCUUUUGGAAAACGUUGAUCCAAAUCCGUCCAAUUUUGUGGCAGCUGGAAUUAUUCAGACAAAAUCCCGACAAGUGGGAUGCCUGCUGCGACUUGAACCUAAUGUACAGGCCCAGAUGUAUCGGCUCACCAUACGCACAAGUAAAGAAGAGGUGUCCCAGAGAUUAUGUGACCUGCUCUCUGAGCAGUUCUAAUUCCUCCUCGUACUGUUCCCAAAACCAAUGUCUUUGUGAUCUUUCUUCCUGCUUUCCAGUUCCUCCUCAUCUCAUUGACAAUAAAUAUUCCUUAUACCUAA